AGCUAUACUCUCAUUUUCUCUCACCUUGACAUCUUCUUUCCGUCUGGUUUCUUUUUUCGCAGGAUUGUAGCAGGAAGCCAUGUUUCGGUGUGCCAGUACUUGCCUGCUUCGGCAACUCUCGCAGGCCAACAAAUAUGGGCACCAAGUCAGGUGGCAGCAGGCGGCAGUGGCCGGUCUCAACAACACCAUGGCUCCUGCCGAGCUGCGCGAGCGCCAGAAGGUGGCCACCUUUGACACGGCCAAGCUGACCCACCUGCUGGACCACGACAACCACGACAUGCGCAACCGCUACCGCGAGUACCAGAAGGACCCGGCCACGCGCAUGAAGCCCCGCUACAACAUCUCACUGGAGGAGGAGCGUGAGCUGGCCCUGAAGAGGCUGAAGGCCGUCUGCGACAACGACUUCAUCUCCGUCCUCAACUUCGUCGACAACCCGUACAAGAUUUUCGCGGCGCACGAGCUGGUGGGCAUCACCGACCCGGCCACGUGCACCAAGAUGACGGUGCAGUUUAACCUGUUCGGAGGCACCGUGCUCAAACUGGGCACCAAGCGACAUCACGACAAACUGCUCAAGGGUAUCGACACUCUGGAGGACGUCGGCUGUUUCGGCCUCACCGAGCUCGGAUACGGCAACAACGCUGUGGAGAUGGAGACCACGGCCACUUACGACAAGGAGACAGACGAAUUCAUCGUGAACACACCGACUACUCUGGCCCAGAAGUACUGGAUCACCAACGGCGCCAUCCACGCCAAAUGGAUCGUGGUGUUUGCGCACCUGAAGAUGGGCGACACCAACCACGGCAUCCACGGCUUCCUGGUCCGCAUCAGGGACGACGACAUGAAGGUUCUCCCCGGCGUCACUGUCGAGGACAUGGGCUACAAGAUCGGCCUGAACGGCGUCGACAACGCUAAGCUCUCCUUUGACAACGUGCGCAUCCCCCGGGAGCACCUGCUCAACAAACACUCGGAUGUGUCCGCGGACGGAGAGUUCAAGUCGUCCAUCCAGGGCGCCCGGAACCGCUUCCUGACGGUGGCCGACCAGCUGCUCGCCGGACGGAUCUGCAUCGCGUCCAUGUCUGUGGGAGGCACCAAGGCGGCGCUGGCCAUCGCCGUGCGGUACGCGGCCACCCGGCUGACGGUCGGACCCCGCGGAAAGUCGGACAUGCCAAUCCUGAUGUACCAGCUGCAGCAGCGUGCUCUUCUGCCCCUCAUCGCCCAGUCAGUCGCCACAAACCUCGCUGUCGACUACGUGAAGGAGCGGUGGGCCGAGCAGCCGGCCGACGGCUCGGAGCACGCCGAGAUCGUCACCAUGUGCUGCGCCAUCAAGCCGAUGGCCUCGUGGCUGUUCGAGCGGGUGGUGACCACGUGUCGCGAGCGGUGCGGCGGCGCCGGCUACCUGGCCUGCAACCGCUUCGGAGAGAUGAUGGGCUCGGCGCACGCGGCCAUGACGGCCGAGGGUGACAACUCGGUGCUGAUGCAGAAGGUGGCCAAGGAGCGCCUCUCUGCGUUCAUGCCGUCCAUGCCGGAGCCGGUGGAUGUCGACCUGGACGACACGUCUGUCCUCCACCAGCUGCUCAUCUCGCGCGAGAACCUCGCCUUCGGACUGCUCGGCAUGAAACUCAUGAAGGCCGGCAAGGAGAAGCUGUUCGACACGUGGAUGCUGAAGGAGAGUGACCUGGUGCAGGGCUCGGCGCGCGCCUUCGCCGACCGUCUGAUCUCCGAGCGGUUCGCCGACGUCAUCUCCAAGCAGACGGACGAGCCGCUGAAGAAGACGCUGCAGAAGCUGUACCACCUGCACCUGCUGACCGUGAUGGAGAACAACCUGGGACAGUUUGUCUGCAGUGGGCUGCUGCCAUCCAAGCUGGGAGCCAAGGUGAACCUGACGGCGGCCAAGCUGUGCACCGAGCUCGGACCGCAGAUGCUGCAGCUGGUCGAGGCGUUCGGCAUCCCCGAGGAGAUGCUGUCCGCUCCCAUCGCCCGAGACUGGGUCCAGUACAACUCGUACGAUAACCAGGGCGAGGUCUGAGCAGAGCCCCGCACGCACCGCCUCACAGGCGAUAGGGGCCGCGGCCGCCGCCGCGCGCCCAUCCCAACAAUGCAAUGAUGAAUAGUUUAUAAUGUCAUAUAUCUGUAUCGAAGGAUUCGGUGAUCGCGGAGUGACGAACGGUCCUCGGCGAGGACCCGCGCAGUGUGAAGUGAUUUGUCCGAUGUCCAAAUAAUCGCCGCAUGCCCUCGGCAGCGUUCUCGCGUCAGACAAAACAGUGUGAGAAAAAAUAAUACAUGUAUUUCUCGAUUU
This is a messenger RNA of Amphibalanus amphitrite, 2296 nucleotides long. Its product is annotated as putative acyl-coenzyme A oxidase 3.2, peroxisomal. Bases 80 to 2026 code for a protein of 648 amino acids. Gene Ontology annotation, molecular function: acyl-CoA oxidase activity; FAD binding; fatty acid binding. Gene Ontology annotation, cellular component: peroxisome. Gene Ontology annotation, biological process: fatty acid beta-oxidation using acyl-CoA oxidase; lipid homeostasis. The transcript has 12 exons. The record is from RefSeq and is a predicted model, not a curated record. NCBI's taxonomy places the organism in Eukaryota, Metazoa, Arthropoda, Thecostraca, Balanomorpha, Balanidae.